Messenger RNA from Bipolaris maydis ATCC 48331, 882 nucleotides. NCBI's taxonomy places the organism in Eukaryota, Fungi, Ascomycota, Dothideomycetes, Pleosporales, Pleosporaceae. The record is from RefSeq and is a predicted model, not a curated record.
AUGUCCCCCUCCACCAUCCGCAAACGCGCCGUACGCAUCGCAGGCUGCUCCGGUGGCUUCACCGACCGCUCAACCGCCAUAACGCGAAUGGCCAGCGACCCCGACGUCGACGUAGUAAUGGGCGACUGGCUCUCCGAAAUGACAAUGACCCUCCACGGCAGCGGCAAAGUAAAAAACCAAAAAUCAUCAAAGCCCAGCACCGCCACAAAUGGAACUCAAACACUCGAAGACCGCAUGAAAACAGCAAUGUAUGCGGAUACUUUUCUCCAAUGCUUCGAACCUGCCAUCCCCCAUCUCGUCCGCAACAAAACUAAACUCGCCGUCAAUGCUGGCGCUUCGGAUACCCAGCUUCUCGCUGAGGUCGUCGUUGACAUGCUUGCGAAACACGAUGCGAGCCAUCUGAAAGUUGCGUGGAUAGAAGGUGAUGAUGUGACGGAGCAGGUGCAGAGUCUGAUUAAGGAUGGAGAGCAGUUUGAGAGUUUGAUGCAUGGGAAGAAGUUGGAAGAGUGGGGUAUGGAACCUGUUUGUGCACAGGCGUAUCUGGGGGGAUUGUGUAUUGCGGAGGCGUUGAGAGGGGGCGCGGAUAUUGUUAUUGCGGGACGGGUGGCGGAUGCUGCGCCAGUUGUCGGAGCUGCUGCGUGGUGGCACGACUGGCGAAACGAUCAGUUUGAUGAACUCGCCGGAGCACUAGUUGCAGGCCAUUUAAUCGAGUGCUCAAGCUACGUUUGCGGGGGUUACUACUCCAUGUUCAAGGACCUGAUCAAGACGGGAAAACAUGUCAACAUGGGUUUCCCAAUCGCCGAAGUCGAAUACGACGGAACCUUCAACAUUGCGAAAGAGAAAGAUAGCGGCGGUAAACCUCACCAAUUCCCCUUCCCAUAA